CGAAUGAAGAACAAUAUAUAACGAAAAAUAAAUUGCCUCAAAUUACCAUAUUUCUUCGUAGUCGCACCACUUCCCGACUUUCCUUCCCCGAGAACCUUCGAAACCCCAUUUCCCGGCGAUCGGGGCGCAAUCGAAAAGUAGGAAGCUUUCCGGCGCGGGUUAGAUAAUGGAUUUCGAGCUGAGAAGGGCGAGGGAGAAGCUAGAGAAGGAGCAGAAGGAGAGGAAAGACAGAGCUAGAUUGAGACUCGAAAGAGAUAGGAAGGCCAAAGAAGAGGCUCGCAAGCAGCGAGAAGCCCUCGAAGCUGUUCGGAGAUCCCGGAGGCUCGAAGCCGCCGAAGCCCAACUCAAGGCAGAUGAGCAAAUGCAAGAGAAUUUGAUUGCCGGGAGAGGAAUUGUGUUCUCACGUGUGUUAGAAGCUGUAGGUUUCCAAGGAAGUGGGGAUAAGAUCAAAUUGCCCCCUUCUUGUUUCACUGAGUUAUCCGAUCAAGGUGCGUUUGAUAAAGGACCAUUGUACUUCCAGUUAUCUGUGGUUCAUCAUGAAGCUAAUUCAGAAACGAACCAGAAGACAACCCAUUCUGGUGCUUUGGAGUUCACUGCAGAGGAAGGUCAAGUCGGGCUUCCUCCUCAUGUAUGGAGUAACCUGUUUCCCCUAGACAACACUCCUUCACCUGUAAGUGCUUUAGUUGAUGUUCGAUAUGUGUGGUUGCCUAAAGGAAUUUAUGCAAAGCUUCAACCAGAUGUGGUUGGCUUCUCGGACAUCCCUAAUCACAAGGCUGUACUCGAAACGAGCCUCAGGCAGCAUGCUACUCUUUCUGAGGGCGAUGUGAUCACUGUUAAUCACGGGGUAUUAGCUUACAGGUUGAGAGUACUUGAGUUGAAACCUUCCUCGAGUGUCUCGGUUCUCGAGACAGAUGUUGAGGUCGAUAUAGUGGGGUCAGAUUCACCUUUGGAUAGCGCGAAUCAGCAUGUGUUGAAGCAACUGACUUUUGGAGUGUCGGAAUCUGGAAUGGUUGAAGAAGGAAAUUACAAUUACUAUAAGUUCUCGAUUGAUGAUCUCGUCUGGGAGACUGUCUCUUCUGGGGAUGUUAGGAUUGAGGUGAAGAUCGAGGUAGAGACUGGUGAUGGUGAUACCGAUCUUUACAUUUCCAAGCAUCCGCUCAUUUUCCCAAACAGACACCAACAUGAGUGGUCUUCACAUGACAUGGGGUCGAAAGUAUUGAUCCUGAACUCGAAAGACAAGAACUUGGGGGUGGGAACUUAUAGCAUUGGUGUGUAUGGUUUCAAAGGAACCGCUAAGUAUAAGGUUUUAGUGAGUGCACAAGAUAAUAGCACUGUCAAAGUGGGUCAGCAAGCUGGAUCGACGACAUCAUCGGUGAAUGCCGACACUGUUGAGUGCAGAAAUUGCAAGCAUUUCAUACCCAGUAUGAGCAUUGCACUGCACGAAGCUUAUUGCAGCAGGCACAAUCUAGUUUGCCAACAUCCCGGUUGUGGAGUAGUUCUGAGGGUUGGCGAGGCCAAGAACCACGUCCACUGUGACAAGUGUGGGCAGCCAUUCCAUAAGGAUGAAAUCAAUAAGCACAUGAAGGUUUUCCAUGAGCCUCUUCAGUGUGGCUGUGGUGUGGUACUUGAGAAGGAACAGAUGGUGCAACACCAAGCUUCUGUAUGUCCACUGCGGCUCAUCACAUGCCGCUUCUGUGGCGACAUGGUUCAAGCUGGGAAUUCAGCCAUGGAUACGAGAGACCGAUUAAGAGGGCUCUCAGAGCAUGAGAGCCAUUGUGGGUCUAGAACUGCACCAUGCGAUUCGUGCGGUAGAUCUGUCAUGUUGAAGGAGAUGGACAUCCACCAGGUAGCUGUUCACCAGAAGAGCUGAUGUUAUAAUGUAAGAUUUGAGAGAGAAACACUCCGGGGAAGCCAUGUUUUUCUCCGUGUGAUGUAUAGCAAGCCAUCUCAAAUAUAUGAUUCUUGAUUUGAAGUUUCUGGUUGCCUUGGCUUCACCAGUGUUGUGCUGUUGGUGGAAUUUCCCUCUGUGAUAGAUAUAACGAUAUGUAAUAUUGCUUCUGAUUAUUUAUGCUUCUCCAAAACCACCAAGUUUGGAGUUUCCCUUGAGAAAUGGCAUUGAUCGUGUGAUUUAUGUAGUUUUAACAUUCCACUGCAAAUUCAGGCAUUCUCCUGUGCCAG
Linum tenue is the source of this 2178-nucleotide messenger RNA. Lineage: Eukaryota; Viridiplantae; Streptophyta; Magnoliopsida; Malpighiales; Linaceae. The record is from the annotation of a GenBank genome assembly.